UUUCAUCACGGAUUUUAUCAGUCCAUUUUAUUUUAUUUGCAUCGUAUGUAGUCAGCGGAAUUCUUUGAGUCUGAAGUUACCGAAGUUACACAAGAUACACAAUGGAGACGACAGUGCCAGCACCAGCACCGAAAGGAAAAAAGGGAACAAAAAACCGGAAGGAUGCAGCCGCGAAAGAUGUUCCGAAGAAGGUGUACAUGUAUGACGCGACAAACGAAGGACUUCCGCUUUACGGCGUCAUUGUCCAGUGGGAUUUUAAAACUAAAUACUCCAACAGAGCAUUGAUGACCAAAUUUGAACCCAAGCUCGCAGCUCUCAGGCCCGUCUCAGAGGAGGCGAAUAAAGAGUACAGCGUAACAAAAUCCCUCAAACACAAAAUGAUUCCCUUUCUUCGACAUGUCGGUCCAAACAAGGGUAUUGUGAUGUUCAACGAUAUGAAGCAAGCAAACGAAUUUGUCAUGGUCAAGGAUCCGGAAUUUAGCGCCUUCAUUCCCAUGAGCUUUGUCUCUACCAUUGGCGUGGGAGUGUUCAACAAAGCCAACUUCAAGUCCAAAGAAGUUGAGCAAUUCCUACCCACUGGCUACGAGGCGUUGCAGUGGCGCAAGAAGCGACUCGAAAACAGCAAGGUACAAGUUACGAUCGCUGUCCGUGGCACCAAGCUACCGGAGAACUUGAACUUCAGAGGAGAUACCAUUCCAUUUGAACUGUACGAACGCAAACCUGUUCACUGUACCCGUUGCUUGCGGUACGGUCAUCGUACGGGUAACUGUAUGCGCAAACCACGUUGCGGUGCCUGUACAGAAAACAAGCCAGCGUUGAGGCAUUGUGAGAAGGAUUGCAACCGAAUCAAACACAACAAAAACAUCAAGCGAUGCUUGUUCUGCGGACAGGGUCAUACCAUCGGAACGGAGGGAUGCGUCGAGCACGGCCAACAGUGCGAGUAUAAGAUGAAGCUGGUAAAGCACAAGAUGGACUACCUCACUGUGAUUGAGAAGGAAAUUUUGCCGGCCAUUCGAACCACGGCCGUCAAUUCAAAUCGCAUCUGGUUGGAUUAAACGCACAAUCCAGUAAUAUUAAAGACAAGGUUGAUAGAAUUCACAAACAACGGUUGUGGAUUCCUCCAAUCUUGUCCUUAAUCAAAACCCACCUACAUAUUUGAUUGAUUGGACUGAACUGAAUUGCCUAAGUUUCUGUUAUAACGAAAAGAUUUUUUUAUUU
This is a messenger RNA of Ochlerotatus camptorhynchus, 1218 nucleotides long. RefSeq lists its product as uncharacterized. NCBI's taxonomy places the organism in Eukaryota, Metazoa, Arthropoda, Insecta, Diptera, Culicidae. The transcript has 3 exons. The record is from RefSeq and is a predicted model, not a curated record. The coding region runs from base 102 to 1055 and encodes 317 amino acids.